AUGACCCUCUUCAGCGAGUCUGCGUUCACCAUUGUCGACUUUGUCGCCCAGCGACUGAUAUAUGUUAGCUGGAUACCGAUGGUGGUUGCAUUUAUAACUCUGUGUCUGUCCUCGGACAAAGAGCGACAGUUCGCCCGCCUGGCAAAGAUUAGCCGCGUACUCUACCUAGGAGUUAUUGCACUCCAUUUAUCCUACGUUAUCCUCCAUCCGAAAGCAAAAUGGUAUUCGUUCAUGAAUCCAAUAUUUCUCGUCAUUCAGUUUUUUAUGAUAGUUUCGGACCCUGUCUUUUGGCUGGUUUACGGCGACAAUGCCAUCACUGUGGAUGUAAAGAAGUACCGUUCUUGCCUAAUGGCUAUUGAUGAAUUAGCCAAAAACGAACUCUUCCCCGAUUUUUGUGUAGCCUUUGGAACGCUUGGUUUCGGUAUUUUGUACGCCGUGUCACUAGCAAUACCAAUUAAAGAUGAGGUUCUGACUGAGGACUUCAAUGUCUAUACUAGUAUUGCAGCUUUUCUUGUUACUCUAGUCGCCUUCGGCUACGUAGUCCAUAUGAAAAAAGAAGACGCCCAGAAGUAUACUGUGAAGGAACUUUCAGCAGAGGAUGGUGUGGCCGAGACCAUGGCGGAGUUUGCGAAUGAGGAGGUACCCGAUCAAGCCAACAAGCAAGUCUGA
This is a messenger RNA of Linderina pennispora, 669 nucleotides long. RefSeq lists its product as uncharacterized. The transcript has 2 exons. The record is from RefSeq and is a predicted model, not a curated record. Lineage: Eukaryota; Fungi; Kickxellomycota; Kickxellomycetes; Kickxellales; Kickxellaceae. The coding region runs from base 1 to 669 and encodes 222 amino acids.